Messenger RNA from Scomber japonicus (chub mackerel), 1849 nucleotides. It is a transcript of the gene wrap73, whose product is annotated as WD repeat containing, antisense to TP73. Gene Ontology annotation, biological process: mitotic sister chromatid segregation; protein localization to mitotic spindle pole body; microtubule anchoring at mitotic spindle pole body. The coding region runs from base 151 to 1500 and encodes 449 amino acids. The record is from RefSeq and is a predicted model, not a curated record. Gene Ontology annotation, molecular function: protein binding. Lineage: Eukaryota; Metazoa; Chordata; Actinopteri; Scombriformes; Scombridae. Gene Ontology annotation, cellular component: microtubule organizing center; mitotic spindle; MWP complex. The transcript is spliced from 13 exons.
AAACAAACUAGCAACAGUUAACUCGUAUCAACAUCCCGUAACUUGAGGACAAUCAUGCGAAGAAAAAAACUUCUCUGAACUCCUAACGCGUCUCAGCUAAUCGACAAAAGCGUCACAAUAUUACGUUAGAGGAACAGUUGUGAUCAUAAAAUGAAUUUCUCAGAGGUCUUCAAACAAUCCAACCAACUUUGUAAAGUUUCCCCAGAUGGGAAAUAUUUAGCUACCUGUGUGCAGUACAGGCUGGUGGUACGGGAUGUGGGCACCCUGCAAAUCCUGCAGCUCUACACCUGCCUGGACCAGAUAUCCCACAUGGAGUGGUCUUCUGAUUCUCUCUUUAUAUUAUGUGCUAUGUACAAGAGAGGCUUGGUACAGGUGUGGUCUCUCGAACAGCCGGACUGGCACUGUAAGAUUGAUGAGGGUUCAAUAGGACUAGUCUCCUCGCGCUGGAGUCCGGAUGGACGUCACAUUCUCAACACCACUGAGUUCCAUCUGAGAGUCACCGUCUGGUCCCUGUGCACCAAAGCUGUGUCUUACAUCAAGUAUCCCAAAGCAUGUCAGAAGGGUGUAGAUUUCAGCAGAGAUGGCUCCUAUAUGGCCUUGGCUGAACGCCGUGACUGUAAAGACUAUGUCAGUGUAUUUGUGUGCGAUGACUGGCAUUUACUCAGGCAUUUUGAGACUGAGACACAGGAUCUGGCAGGGUUAGAGUGGUCUCCCAAUGGUUGUGUGUUGGCAGUGUGGGACAGCUGUCUGGAGUACAAGGUGUUGCUAUAUUCUUUGGAUGGUCGCUUGCUGUCGACUUACAGUGCCUAUGAGUGGUCUCUGGGUGUAAAGUCUGUGACCUGGAGCCCCAGCAGCCAGUUCCUGGCUAUUGGCAGCUACGAUGAAAAAGUGCGCAUCCUCAAUCACAUCACAUGGAAGAAAAUCACACAGUUUGAGCACCCGGCAACCAUCAACAACACAAAAGCUGUUGUGUACAAGGAAGUGGAGAGCAGGACAACUGUUGGUAGUGAUGACUUGUCGCUACACAACAUCAUAAUCGGCAACACCUUGUUCAACACCCAGAGCAAAUAUGAGAUCUGCCCAUUGCCGGUCCAAAUACCUGUGGUCAAACCAGACCCAGACCGUGCCAACCCCAAGAUUGGUGUCUCUACUCUGGCAUUCAGCUCAGAUAGUCGCUACCUAGCAACCAAAAAUGACAACAUGGCCAGUGCUGUCUGGGUGUGGGACAUGCAGAAGAUGAGCCUGGAGGCUGUGCUUGAGCAGAUAUCGCCCGUGCGUUGCUUUCAGUGGGACCCCCGACGCCCCCGGUUGGCACUAUGUACAGGCAACAGUAAACUCUAUCUCUGGUCCUCGGCAGGCUGCGUUUCUGUCCAAGUCCCCACUGAAGGUGGUUUCCAGGUUCAAUCACUAAGCUGGCACUGCAGUGGAGACUCUCUUAUCUUGCUUGGCAAGGAGCAGCUGUGUUUGUGCUACAUGGACACUGAUCAGGAGGACAAGUAAAUCACACAAAAACAAUAACUGGAUUACAUUUCAGACUUAUUCUGCCAUAAACACUUGGCCAGGAAUGUGUUAUGGUGGGGAUGAAGAUGUUGAACUGUAGAUGCUGACUAUUAAAUGCCCCCAAUGCAGGUUAGUGGGAUGUUGUUGAAAACCUGACAUGACAUGCUUGCAUCCUGGGAUGCAAACUAAAGCACUAGUUCCAAACACUGUGAGAUGAUUUUAUAAAGUUUUAUAGUGUUAACUUUAUUUUUAGUUGAAGUAUUUUGUAUAUGUGUUCCCAUGAAAUUGUGUAAUUAUUUUGAAUAAAUUUUGUCAUAAAUAUUGUGUUUACAAUUUAUGCAUCUAAAUC